UAUGCAUGCUAAAGAAAAUCCGCCGAAUUUAGAGUAAAAAAUUCCCAAUUUAUUUUUAUUAAUCUGAAAUGGUGCCCCGACCACAGUUCUCUCAUAAGUGAGAGAUCGUUUAUCUAUAAACUUUACACCGUACAUUCAACUGGGAGAAGGAAUACUAGAUUUCUUAAUAUUCGAAGAGAUUUUACGGUCAAAUUCCCUCAAUCCAGAGUUCCAUCUAAGCAAGCUGUCCGAGACAUUGUAAAAAAGUUUGAUACCUCAUCUACUGUUCACAAUCUAAACUCUAAGAAAAGCCCAGGGAACACCUAUAGUGGGCGACCACGAACAGUGCUUACAAACGCUUCCAUCAUGGCAGUUUCAAGAAUUCUACAAAGAGACAAACUGAAGGUCAUGGAUGACCCAUCUGUAAAUACUUGUCGAUCAAACAUUCUGGGACUCAACAAAUCUUCUUUCUCCAGAAUUGCUUCAAAAGAAUUGGGAUUUUAUUCUUAUAAACCGUCUACUCAUCAAAUGUUGAAGGCUACAGAUUUGGCUCGACGGCGAGAGUUUUGCAAUUAUGCAUCACAGUUAAACAAUCAACAAAUAGAUAUGCACGUCUUUUCUGAUGAGAAGAUCUUUACACUAAACGGAGCCUUUAACAGACAGAAUACCAGGUGAGAAACCAGAACCUUUUUUGGUUUUCUUAAUACUUAAAAGUCUAUUUAUUUUACUCUAAACACGCGUCCACGCCCCCUUAAAUUUGUUGACUUUUCUAGAAUAUUAAAUAAAAAGAUUUUUUGUUAUUUUUUUUCAUGCAUAUGGUAGGGUACAGGGCGGUAAA
Eurytemora carolleeae is the source of this 817-nucleotide messenger RNA. RefSeq lists its product as uncharacterized. NCBI's taxonomy places the organism in Eukaryota, Metazoa, Arthropoda, Copepoda, Calanoida, Temoridae. The record is from RefSeq and is a predicted model, not a curated record. The transcript is spliced from 3 exons. Bases 346 to 654 code for a protein of 102 amino acids.